ACUUACUAAAUCAGAAGAAAUAGUAACUCAACAAACCACACCAUUAGAUAAUAUAGAAUCGCAACCUGUUCAAGAAUUGUCUAUUCACGAAGAAGGAUUUCUAGAUUUAGAUGUAGAAGUACCAUGGCCAGUUCAAUUUCCAUAUAAUGAAGAGCAUCGUAUAAUAUGGCAAAAUAGAAUUCAGAUCGCAAAGAAUAUGUUUAAAAUAGAUGGAGCUGAAUAUGCUUUCUCAACCUGGUUUACAGAAGCUAAAGAGAUAGAUUUGGCCAGUGUAAUAUUAGGAGCAAAAAAUGAAGAUGAAGCUAUGCAGGAGAUAUAUUUACAAUGCCUAUAUCAGAAUUAUUCAGAAGAAGAAGAAAUCAAUAAAAUCAUAAAAUUGGAAGUAGAUGCUUAUAGGGCAUCAGAUAAAGAAA
This is a messenger RNA of Racocetra persica, 413 nucleotides long. The record is from the annotation of a GenBank genome assembly. Lineage: Eukaryota; Fungi; Glomeromycota; Glomeromycetes; Diversisporales; Gigasporaceae.